CGGACAACAAAUUGGCAAUUGCUUCCGGACGGAGGACCCAGCACUUCUUCCAGAACUCUCCAUCCGAUCGAGCAGGAGUAGGCAUGUGCUGCGUCCACUCCCCCGCUACCGCCUCCACGACCUCGUCGCAACGAGGUCAGAUCGUGUCGUCGGAUCGCCCGCCCCCCUACCCCGCCGACUCCCCGCUGCGCUCCGACGAGGGGUUGGACGCCAGGGCGGCCAGGGCGGCGAGGCGCGGGCGCAGGCGGCGCGCCGGAGAUGGCGAGCCCCCGCCGCUCUCCCCGACCCCGAGCGUGGACACCGACGGGAAAUUCGAUCGCGCCGCGGCCAAACGCUCCCGCGCGGGGUCCGGCGACGGCGUCGCGGCGGCCCAGGACUGCGGGGAUCGCAUCGGCGAACUCCCGGACGCGAUCCUGCUGUGCAUCCUCUCGUAUCUCCCGCUCCGCGACGCCGCCCGUUCGAUGACGCUCUCCUCGCGGUGGCCCCGCCUGUUCGACCAGUAUCUCCUGGACUUCGACGCGUGCCAGCCGUUCCCGCCGGAGGCGGGCCGCGGGUGCGACUGGUUCAUCCGCGCCGUCGACUCCAUCCUCGCCUCGCGCCGCCACAUCCGCAUCCGCAGCUUCCGCUUCGUGAUGUAUGGGCAGGGAUUCGUGAGUCGCAUGGCCGUCGUCAGCGGCUGGUUCCCCGUCCUCGCGGCCUGCGGUGUCCGAGAAAUCGACGUCGACAUGUUGUACACAGCCCCGAAGCCGACCCUGCCAGCGUCGCUCCUCCAGCUCGCCUCCCUGGAAACCCUAAGGGUAUGCUUCUGCGACCUUCCUGGGGACGCGGAGGUGGGCGCGCUGCGCCUACCCGCCCUCCAGACGCUCCGUCUGUCCAAUGUCCGGACCUCCCAGGACGCCCUGCAGGCGAUGCUUGCUCAUUGCCCAUCCCUGGAGUGCGCGAAGCUCAAGAACAUCACCGGGGUCAAGCAAAUCCGUCUCCGGUCCAAGAGCCUGGUAUGUCUGCACGGCGACUUCGCUAACAUGAGUGAGCUCGUUGUCGAGGACGCCCCGAGCCUUGAAGAACUGGUGGGCAUCCAUCUGCCGAGCAGCAGAGCGACGGUGAAAAUUGUUUCCGCCCCCAAGCUGCAGGUGCUGGGAUACUUGGGGAAGAACGUCCGGCCUCUCGUCCUGCGUGAUACCGUUUUCGAUGGAGGCAUCUUGAAGUCCACUACUACCCUGAUGUGCAGCGUGAAGACGUUGGCCAUCCAAGUGCCAUUCUCAGAGAAGGGGCAUACCAUCUUCGUUGCUCAGUUGCUCAAAUGCUUCCCAUGUCUUGAGACGCUCCAUCUCGAGGCAGACAGUCGAUCAAUUUCGCAUCAGGUUACUCCUGAAUCAUGGGAGACGACAUCUUCUAUCCAGUGCAUCGAACAUUCCCUCAGCAAAUUGGUGUUUGAGAAUUUCGGAGGGCAAAUGUGCCAGUGGAGCUUGCUGACCUUUAUGCUUGAGAUGGCUAAAACUCUCAAGGUCAUCGAGUUCUACUGUUUGAAAGGCGAAGAUUGUGCCAGUAGGCUAAUACAGCUUCUAUGCACCAUAAAUAGAGUCUGCCUGGACAUCAAGUUCCUGUUCUUCACAAGUUGUGCGCCAGUCAAUAGCCUGUACUUGUGCCAUUGCUGUCCCAGGCGGUGCCAGAAUGAAAACAGAGUUUCGCUGUUACCGCGUCUUACGAAACCCGCUGAUGCACACUCUGAAGCACCAGAAACAUAGAUGGUUACUGCAAUCUGAAAAAAUAUCUGAUGUCACCGGAUGCGCGUAAGUUGUGAUCUUGUGUCUGAAUCCGAGAGUUGUUCAUUUAGUUUACUGGAACAGAAGAAGAAUCAGCAGGUUGAUUAGCUGUACUGUGGCAGGCUUGGUGACUGGAAUUCUUUUUUCCUAGAACACAAUUAGCUGGACUUCUUGUUGGCUGUGUAUCGCUGGUACUGUUUAUAAUAUAAUCAGAACUUAAUGGUUUA
This is a messenger RNA of Hordeum vulgare subsp. vulgare (domesticated barley), 1990 nucleotides long. Its product is annotated as FBD-associated F-box protein At4g10400-like. Gene Ontology annotation, molecular function: protein binding. The record is from RefSeq and is a predicted model, not a curated record. The transcript is spliced from 3 exons. NCBI's taxonomy places the organism in Eukaryota, Viridiplantae, Streptophyta, Magnoliopsida, Poales, Poaceae. The coding region runs from base 84 to 1745 and encodes 553 amino acids.